Molecule: messenger RNA, 1044 nt
Organism: Thelazia callipaeda (thelaziosis nematode)
Lineage: Eukaryota; Metazoa; Nematoda; Chromadorea; Rhabditida; Thelaziidae
Source: the annotation of a GenBank genome assembly
AUGAGCGUGCAGUAUGAACUGUUGCUUAUUGAGAUGAAUGCAGUAAAUGUACUAUUAGUUUACAUGUUAGCGCCUUUUAUUCGUGAUUGUAACAAAAUACACACCGUUCAAGCAGUAGCAGCAGCAGCAGCAGCAGCAGCAGCAGCAGCAGCAGCAGCAGUAGCAGUAGCAGUAGCAGUAGCAGCACCACCACCACCACCGCCACCACCACCACUUUUCCAUACCCUUAUUCAUUCUUGUAAAAUGGAUCGUCGUGCAGGUUUUUUGGGUGGCUUCGGCAGUGGCACUAAUGACAAUCGUAAUGCUCCUGAUCAUGUUGAUAGGCGGUCUAGUUUUGCGAGAAAUCGAGGUAACAUACCUCAUCGAAUAGGCUUUGGUCUACGUCGUAUAACAGUUGAAUCAGAUAGACCGUGGACACCAGUAACCAAACUGGGUCGUUUGGUGAAAGAUGGACGAGUAACAUCAAUUGAAGAAAUUUUCCGCAGAUCGAUACCAAUUUUGGAGUAUCAGAUUGUGGAUCAUUUAAUACCAAAUCUGAAGGAAGAAGUGCUCAAGAUCCUUCCGGUGCAGAAACAAGUUGCGAAUGGAAUUCAAACACGUUUUCGAGCCUUUGUUGCUGUCGGGGACAAAAAUGGACACGUAGGACUUGGAGUGCAGUGUGCGAAACGCGUUAGCACUGCGAUUAGACGCGCUAUUUAUCGUGCCAAAACCUCCGUAAUACCUGUCAGACGAGGUUACUGGCGUACAAAAUCUGGGCAGCCUCAUACCGUCCCUUUCAAGGUAGCGGUUCGUUUUUGUACUGCGCAAGUAACCCUUCAUCCAGCACCGCGUGGUGCUGGUUUAAAUGCGCCAAUAAUAAUGCAAAAGCUGCUGUUUCUGGGUGGUAUUAAAGAUUGUUACUCAUCCGUGAUCAGUAACUUAACGGUGGGACCUGUUGUGAAAGCUACGUUUUUUGCUCUUCAAUGUUCGUUCUGGUGUGGGUCAGAAGAUGCCGAGGAGAAAGAUAAUGCAUUCCCAGAAUUGCAGUCUACUUUUAAUCAUUGA